This is a messenger RNA of Olea europaea var. sylvestris, 1553 nucleotides long. Its product is annotated as formate dehydrogenase, mitochondrial. Gene Ontology annotation, cellular component: chloroplast; mitochondrion. NCBI's taxonomy places the organism in Eukaryota, Viridiplantae, Streptophyta, Magnoliopsida, Lamiales, Oleaceae. The transcript is spliced from 6 exons. Gene Ontology annotation, molecular function: oxidoreductase activity, acting on the CH-OH group of donors, NAD or NADP as acceptor; NAD binding; formate dehydrogenase (NAD+) activity. The record is from RefSeq and is a predicted model, not a curated record. Bases 208 to 1365 code for a protein of 385 amino acids.
GGCCAAACGACGGCUUAAUUAAUUGGUGAAUGGUAUAUCCCACUAAUUAUUGAACGGAUAAGACCGACACGGAUUAAUCGCUUCUCUCCCAUGGGAGAAAGCUUUUGAUUCGUCUAUAAAGUGGACAAAUCUACAAAGGAUUGCACACAGAGUGAGAGAGUCGUUUCAUUUCACUGUCGUUUAUAUAGAAAUCUGUCAAGCGAUAUAAUGGCGAUGAAGCGUGUAGCUACUUCUGCAAUUCGUGCUUUUAAUUCUUCAGGAAUUCCAUCUAGUUCUUCAAUUUUCACCAGAGAACUCCAUGCAACACCUGGGAGCAAGAAGAUUGUUGGGGUCUUUUACAAGGCAAAUGAAUAUGCAUCCAUGAACCCAAAUUUUCUGGGAUGCGUUGAGAAUGCAUUGGGUAUACGUGAUUGGUUGGAAUCACAAGGUCACCAGUACAUAGUUACUCCUGACAAAGAAGGGCCAGAUUGUGAGCUUGAGAAACAUAUUCCUGAUCUCCAUGUGCUGAUAACGACCCCCUUCCACCCAGCUUAUGUUACGGCUGAAAGGAUUAAGAAGGCAAAAAAUCUGCAACUGUUGCUCACAGCUGGUAUUGGCUCAGAUCAUAUUGAUCUGAAAGCUGCAGCUGAUGCUGGUUUAACUGUGGCAGAAGUCACCGGAAGCAAUACUGUAUCAGUUGCAGAGGAUGAACUUAUGCGGAUUCUCAUUCUUGUUCGGAAUUUCCUUCCCGGAUACCAUCAGGUUACUACUGGCGAUUGGAAUGUUGCAGCUAUUGCUCACCGAGCUUAUGAUCUUGAAGGCAAGACCGUUGGAACGGUUGGAGCUGGACGUAUUGGCAAACUUUUACUGCAGAGAUUGAAACCUUUUAACUGUAAUCUACUCUACCAUGAUCGCCUUAAAAUGGAUCCAGAGUUGGAGAGUCAAUUAGGAGCUAAGUUUGAGGAAGAUCUUGAUGCAAUGCUUCCAAAAUGUGACAUAAUUGUCAUCAACACCCCUCUUACUGAGAAAACAAAAGGGAUGUUUAACAAAGAAAAGAUAGCUAAGCUGAAGAAGGGAGUUCUAAUAGUAAACAAUGCUAGAGGGGCUAUCAUGGACACACAAGCAGUCGCUGAUGCGUGCUCCAGUGGGCACAUUGCAGGUUACAGUGGGGAUGUUUGGUACCCGCAACCAGCUCCAAAGGAUCACCCCUGGCGUUACAUGCCAAACCAAGCUAUGACCCCUCACAUAUCUGGAACAACCAUCGACGCACAGUUGCGGUAUGCAGCCGGCACCAAGGACAUGCUCGAGAGGUACUUCAAGGGAGAGGAUUUUCCUCCACAGAACUACAUUGUCAAGGACGGAGAACUAGCCAGCCAGUACCGUUAAGAUGCCUCAGCUUGUCAAGUUUGAUCUCUGUAGGUCGUGUCAUAUGUAGCAGUUUGCUACUUCAAUAAAUCGACCUUGUCAGUAAUAAUUUCCAUCGCAGAAAGUAGUUGCGAGAAUUGUUUUGUAUGGAUCAUAAAUUUGAAGUAUGACUGUGUUGCUUAAAUAAAUUUCAAAGAAGAUUAAAGUGA